CGAGCACUUCAUGUCAACAACGUCAGUCGAUCAUUCGACAACAACAAAACAUGACGGAAACCGUAGCUAUGGCGACUAUGGUGCCUUCUUCCCAAUCCGAGCAUCAAAGACUCGAAACCAAAUAUGAUGGUUGCGUUUUCGAGUCAAAUCGGAAAUCAACAACAUCCGGCUUUUAAUAAACAUCGCUAAACAUUACGCAUUACGGGCUUUAUAUCACAAUCGACCAAGUACUUGACGAAUGCCUGACCUUAUAAUACCACCACUUUUAUCUCCAAUCCCCUCACCUGUAUGGUUAAGAUACUUCAGUAUCAAUCAAUCCAACAUCAACAGCCGUACCGCCGAGGAGAUGCCAAGGCACACCCGUGGACCGGCUGCUGGGGUUCUCCGCGGUAUUCCCAUUAAUGACUGGUCGGAGGGUCACUUCGAGUGGCAUCGAGAAGGAUGCGAUUGCGUGGUCAAGCUCUGCCCGCAGCAUUGCCGGGAGCUCGUAGGAUCAAAUGAUCACGAUGAGGGGCCCGAAGUAAGCGGUCGAAACGAUGUUGACGAUAAUUACGAUGGCGAAGAUGACAAUGAUGGCACUCGCCACUCGGAUGAAGACCAUGACGGCAGAAACUCCAUUCCAUCUACAAGUGACGACGAUCCAAAGGAUUCUAUUCCUUCGGUACUGCCUAGUAUCGAACGUGGAAACCAAUCUGGCUCGGGACCGCCCUCUCUCUCUGCCUCACCCGAAGAGAUUGCCCAGGACGACCCAGAGGCAACGAUUUCUCCAGAGAACCGCGACGAAAUGGAAAGCCCUGUCCAACGACCCGAGCAGCAGCCUCCUCCAGCCGCCCUGACCAUCAACGCCGACUAUCUUGAAGCCCUUUCUCCAGGGUUCAGGGCCAGACUAGUGACCUAUGUUGAAGCAAUCUCGGAGGAGCUUCGCGCCUAUAUUCUCCCUCAGGCUCCGGCCUCUACGGCCUCGGCUAACCCUCCUACCCGCCUCUUGGCCGUUUACCAACCAAGCCGACACCUAGCCAGAGAAAUCCGACACCUUAUCCGAGAAGCGCAGGCCCUGUAUCCCCUCUCUGACUCUGUCACUCCUGAUCCUCGCCCAGGGCCAGGAGGACAUCUCCAACGCAGCCCAUCGGAUAUCUUGGCCCACGUGUUGAAUACCAGCCCUUCUCCGCGGGUCAAGGUGGGGCCCUCCGGUUCCGGUUCUGCUUCUCAGGCGGUUCGCGGCGGCGGCGGGGAGGGCAGUGUCGGUAGUAGUGCUACUAGUCGUACACCAGCUCAACCUCAACCCGGGCCGUCUCAGCCCAUGCCACAGCCAUCCAUGGGAGUCUUCUUCACGUCAGCCCCAAAAGCCGUCGCCAGAAGACUCUUCAGCCGCUCUGAUCCAUCCCAGCGCCCAUCCCAGAGGCAGCAGCCACCCCAACUUGAACCACGUCCAACGUCGUCGACACCCGCAAAUACCACGACCACGACUCGUCGUCGUGCACCGGACCCUCAACCGCCUAAUGUCCGACAACCCCUUUCUGAGCCAGCACCAGCACCAGCACCAGCGCCACAUCCAGCGCGGCCGCCCCCAAACAUGUCCAGUCCACCACAACAACAACAACAACAACAACAACAACAACAACAACAACAACAACAACAACAACAACAACAACAACAACAACAACAACAACCCCCGCGAAGUAGUACAUCUGCCCAUAAAAAGACACUACCAGCGUCCAGAGCGUCGUCCAGACCAAUUAACGAGCAAGACGAGCAGGAAGAGCAGGACAUACAGGGUGAACCGUCAGGAAGCAAUGUGGAUAGUAGGCAACUGGAAGAGGAGUCUUCAAAUCUGUCAGAACUGGAAGAGGAGUCUGCGGAGCAGGACGAGUUGGCACCAACUAGACCCAAGAGGGGAAGACCGAAGAAGAGCGGGAGCACGGUUACGUACGGGAAGAGGGGGAAUAAGAGGAGGAGGGUUUGAACUUUGAAGGUAGGCUGGCUCAUAGGGAUAUUGAAAGCCAAGGCCAGAUAGAUCAGCGAAAUAAAAUGGCCUUGUUAUGAGCUAAGUCGGGAGCGACGGACGGGAGGAAGGCGGUGAUUUUGGGCGUUUGGUGUCGUCGUGGUCGGUUGGUUAGACAGUCACUAUUUGGGUAUGUGACUAUGUGGUAGAAACCGUACCAGAGCAUUAUUAGUUCGGGAGGCAUGAUUGGAUAGGUAGACUCAAUAGCGUUUUCCAUCAUGAUAGCUAAAGAAUAUGAAUGGCUUUCUGGUUGAUCGAACAUGAAAAUGAGG
Messenger RNA from Neurospora tetraspora, 2274 nucleotides. RefSeq lists its product as uncharacterized. Lineage: Eukaryota; Fungi; Ascomycota; Sordariomycetes; Sordariales; Sordariaceae. The transcript has 2 exons. The coding region runs from base 239 to 1963 and encodes 574 amino acids. The record is from RefSeq and is a predicted model, not a curated record.